Messenger RNA from Penicillium canariense, 258 nucleotides. RefSeq lists its product as uncharacterized. The transcript is spliced from 3 exons. The record is from RefSeq and is a predicted model, not a curated record. The coding region runs from base 1 to 258 and encodes 85 amino acids. Lineage: Eukaryota; Fungi; Ascomycota; Eurotiomycetes; Eurotiales; Aspergillaceae.
AUGGACUCUAUUGAUCAGGAUAUGACAGAGACCUCUGAGUUUUCUGCGGGUGUUGCGGUGCUUGUUAUGGGUAUCACCGGUGUCGGAAAAAGCACCAUCAUAUCAAAGCUUAUAGGAGGUGAUACUGGCAUUGGCCAUGACCUGACGUCCUGCCGAAAGCCCGAGUUGGAGAUUCACAAGUUCAUGGACACCUCGGACCGAUUUCAAGGGUUCGGAGAGGGCUUGCAGAAGAGUUACAACGCAGAUGAACGCAAGUAA